AUUUUGCUAUUUUUGCGAAGACAUGCCACAUCUUCAGAUCACAGAUAUACCUGGCGGCACAAAUUCAGUUCUUCUAGAAUGAGCAAGCGGCAACUCAGGGACGUCGAUGGUCCGAACGGCGGCCGCAAGAGACAAAGAUUGGUCCACGAGACGCCGACAUUCGAGGAGAUUCACACGGGUCGCCAAUUGCGACAGCUCCUAUCUUUCGACCAGGAUCUGAAGCGAGCGAGGCAUGGCAUCCAAUCCCUCAAAGUCUUCCUAGAUAAGUUCGCCUCCGACACGAACGAGAAUAACCAACAACGCCUCGCCCUACUCAGGGAAUACCUCGAAUCAGAAAGACCCCGAAUCGCGAGCGAAGAUGCGGUGUAUCUAUCCGACCUCAUGGAGACCUGGGCGUUCGGCUCCCAGGUCCACAACGACAGCAUCACGGCCGCCGUGCCCGCCGUUCUCGCGCUGCUCCUCCAGAUCAUCUCGGGGUCUCUAGACCUGCUACCCGACGCCACGGGCAUUGCGCAGACUCUCCUCCAAGAGAGGCAACUGAAGCUCAUAGCGAGGAACCUCUCGGCGUCCAAGGGGAGCGGCUUCAUCAUCUCGCCCACGCUGCGUCUCCUGCGCGAGGUCGCCUCGCUCGACGGCGGUGCGCUGGCAAGACGGCUGUUCAGGGCGCGGGAUUUCACAUUCGCCUCCUUCGCGCGGAACCUCGAGGUGCGGAACUCGACCGACAGCGGACCCGAGGACCCCACGAAGCCUUCGGUCCGGACGAAUGCCAUCAAGCUUUUCAUGACGUGCCUGAAAUUCCUGCCGGGGGACGCGAAGAAGGAGUUGCUGAUGCAGAAGGAGGUCGUCUCGCAUUUGACGUUCCUGCUCAAGGAGGAUCCGGCUUACUUGAUCGUCGACAUGCUGCAGACGCUGAAGAAGCACGUCCUGAUGGAUGACGAGGUCGCCCGCGAGGCCAAAUUCCGAGCGUUCGGGACCAAAACCCUGGAUCGCCUGGCGGGUCUCUACAGCUACAGGCACGAUGAGGAAGCGGAAGGUCGACCGUCGGUCAAAGACACGGUGCACGGUUUUCUCAUUCACGCGUGCACGACCCCGGGCUCGGGGAUUCUAUACACGGGGACCGGGCUGUACCCCAAAGACGCCAAAGGCAGAGACGCGAUUACGCAAGACGUGAAGGACUCGGACGACUUUGCUCUCGAGAGGGUCGGCUGGCUGGACAAGUACAGGGAUGAGGUGCCCGUGGCCAACUUCGUGCUGGACGAGUUUAUCCAGAAGAUGCGCCCGUGGUCGAGUCUGAGGCAGAGCGAGCUGAUUGUGGCCAUCUUCGCGGCGGCACCGGAGCUCGCCGCCAGCUACUUUCUGGCGAACAGUGCCUUUUCGUUCGAACCGAAGCUGUCCAUGACGUGGAUCGGAUACGCGACGUUCAUUUUCGACACGGUCCAGCUGCCGAUACCCAGGUAUUUCGGUAACAGGUCGAGGUAUCACCGGAUCCCCCCCCCGACGUGGGUGCUCCUGGGCAACAUCCUCCCAGCGCCGCUGAAGCAGAAGGAUUUGGUUCGAAGUUUAUCGAGCGACUCGAACCUCAUAUCCUUCUUCGCCACACGUAUAUUAAUCCUGGCUCUGCAGAAGCUGAGGGAGGCCCUGCGGAUGCACCGGGAGGCGGCCGACGGCGCCGCGAACAAGUCCAUAUGGGAAGCCGCGGCCCGUCGGCUUGUCGACGAGUUCUGCCAGAGGAUACCGGACAUGAAAGAGGUCACGAAAUGCUACAAGGCCAUCCCCGAGGAGGAGAACGUGCUGCAACGGGAAGCCGCGAGCCGGCUGUUGCUACUGUACUACGAGGUGAUCCCGCAGAUGGCGCUGAUGGCCAACUACGACGUGUCGUCCUCGCUCCUCGACGCGCUGGGCCGGCUCGAGAACAUGAGGGAGGACCAGCGGGACCAGCAGGAGCAAGCGCUCGGGUUGAUGGAGCUGGAGAACCUGCUCGCUAUUGCGGGAUACUCGCCCGGCAUGCGGUGGUUCGCCAAGGCCGAGGGACUGGGCACUUCGCCGUUCGUCGCCCUGCUACGCGUGUACGCCGGUGUCUCCCAAGAACGGUCGCUGGCCAGGCUCCGAGAGGUGCUCGAGUUUGUUUCCACGCAGAACCAGGUGGUCCAGAGUAAAAAUGGGCCGGGUUUGCUUUUCUGCGUGCCGCGGGAGGUAGGGAAGAAGCAUGGGGACAUGCUGUGGAAGUUUCUCGACAAUUGCGUGAACAGGUGCGCCAUCUCUCCUCUCAAGUAUAUGGACUUGAUGGAGGAGAUCAUCGAGGCGGGGGGAUCGCCGUCAAGGUCGCAGCCGCGCUCGCCUGUUAGCUUGGUCCUGGUGACGAUGGUCGAGCAGGCCCCUUUUGCGGCCAAGGACGCGAGCGCUGAGCAGAUGGAGGCACUCGUCAGAAUCCUUUCAUCGUUUUUGGGUUAUGCCAAACGAUCGGGAGAGAACGAACGGGUGAUCGACGUCCUUGCGGAGAGGCUGAAUACUCUGCUUCAUGCUCCCGCUAAGGUCAAGCCACGGUUUAAAGCCGCUUUGCUUGAUGCUGAUGCUGAUGCUGAUGCUGAUGCUGAUGACGACGAUUCCUCAAAAUCCAACGACUCUGGCGUGAAGACCACUUCCUCCAAGGCUGACCACCACGCUGCUGAGCAGCCAACGACCAAAGCACUCGGCGAUGGCCGUCUCGAAGCCAUUCUUCAGGCGCCCUUGCACGCGGAAGAGGACAACUCGGCGCUCUCCAAGUGGGUCACCAAGUCCAUUGACGACCUGGUGGACGGGGAAUACAUCCCGGCGCUGAUGCGUCUGUUGUGGUCGGAGCAUUUGAGCAUCAGGCAAGAAGCACUCACAAACCUGCUCAAGAUGGCGGCCAAGAUCAAAGAGUCGUCGUACGAGGAAAAGGACCAGCUCUGGCUCCUCCUCUCCGAGCUGGCCGAGUCGUCCAAGGGCCUCGUGCCAUCGGGCCCCGUCGCGUCGCCGUUAGUGGCGUUCGCGCUCCAUUCCGUCGACAUCAUCAAGAACCCGCUGCACUGCCUCUACCCGAAAGUCAACAUGUACCUGACGCGGUCGCCGGUGUGGCCGGCCGACAAGAUGCCGCUGGCGCACGACAUCUUCCACGGCGAGCCGUCCCCGGACGACAGGUACUACACGGAGGUCAGCUGGCUGCUGACGUACCUGCUCGACGGGCUCCGGACGCGGGCGGACCUGGCGGUGUUCCACCACAAGAAGUGGUUCGAGAAGGUGCUGGGCCUGGCGGCGAACCCGUACAUGCGGACGAACCUCGUGACGAGGGUGCUGCGGGUCGUGUACCGGGCGACGGAGAUUGAGGGGGGGAGCACGACGCUGGUGACGAGGUUUGGGAUCGUGAGCUGGUUGGAGGCGCAGGAGGCCGUGCGGAUGGAGCAAGGGGGCGGGAGCGAGGAGGAGGCGCGGCUCCUGAGGGCGCUGCGGAGGAGGGUGUGGGAGACGUGCGAUCAGGGGAGGGUAGGGAGGUGGAGCAAGGGAGAGAUCAGUGAAGAGUCCAUGAGAGCGGCUUAAAAAAGACGAACC
Sodiomyces alkalinus F11 is the source of this 3567-nucleotide messenger RNA. RefSeq lists its product as hypothetical. The record is from RefSeq and is a predicted model, not a curated record. Gene Ontology annotation, biological process: maturation of 5.8S rRNA from tricistronic rRNA transcript (SSU-rRNA, 5.8S rRNA, LSU-rRNA); maturation of LSU-rRNA from tricistronic rRNA transcript (SSU-rRNA, 5.8S rRNA, LSU-rRNA). Gene Ontology annotation, cellular component: nucleolus. The transcript has 2 exons. NCBI's taxonomy places the organism in Eukaryota, Fungi, Ascomycota, Sordariomycetes, Glomerellales, Plectosphaerellaceae. Bases 79 to 3555 code for a protein of 1158 amino acids.